GCCCGGAUGUACUCCGGAACCCUUGUGUGCCAAGUCGUGGUUUCUGCUGGGGGGCCCGUUUCUGGUCGGACCGAUCAGCCGGACUUCAAACGGCGGUGCUCCCUCUUUCCUUGCGGUUCUAGAUCUGCUACAAGAGAUCAGAGGAAUGUUUGGCUCCUUAAUAUCUUGUCGGGGGAGCGGCUCAGUGCAAUGUCUUGCUCACAGUUUUUGCCUCCUGCGACGGGACAUUUCUGGGCUCAGGACUAUAUUCUGUGUCUUCAGAGGUCUCCAUACCAGCAGGGCACCAUGUUCUGGAUGGGUUGCCCCGGUCUUCACCAGAGCACUGGGCUUUGGAGAAAAAGUAGCCAUCAUUGACCAAAAUGGAGAGCACACCUACAAGGACCUGUACACCCGAAGCCUUUGUCUCUCCCAGAAAAUCUGUGAGAGGCUCGGACGAUCCGGCCAAGACUUGAAGGGCGAACGGAUUUCCUUUCUGUGCCCCAACAAUGCCUCCUAUGUAACUGCCCAGUGGGCUUCAUGGAUGAGUGGAGGUAUCGCUGUUCCCCUCUAUAGAAAGCAUCCCGUGUCAGAACUGGAGUAUUUUAUCAAGGAUUCCCAGAGCGCUCUCCUUGUUGUAGAGGAAGAGUUCAUGGAGAGGAUCAUGCCGACUGCUGAGAAACUUGGGUUGCCAGUGCUCUCGCUUCUCAAAUCUGGGAAGUGUGGCUUGGCCAAGGACAAAUCCCUCCUGGAAGCCAGUUGUCCCAUUUCAGAGUGGAAGGACAGGGGAGCCAUGCUGAUCUACACAAGCGGCACCACCGGGAGGCCCAAAGGAGUACUCAGCACCCACCAGAAUGUCCAGGCUUCGAUAACCGGGCUGGUUGACAAAUGGGAAUGGACGAAGGACGACGUGAUUCUCCAUGUGCUGCCUUUGCACCACGUCCACGGAGUGGUCAACAAGCUGCUGUGUCCUCUCUGGGUGGGCGCAACCUGCAUCAUGCUCCCCGAGUUUGACGCACAGAAGGUGUGGGAGAAGUUCCUAGACCCUCGAGCUCCUCGGGUCAACGUCUUCAUGGCGGUGCCCACCAUUUAUGCCAAGCUGACCGAGUAUUACAACAAGCACUUCGCCCAGCCGCAGGUCCGGGAUUUCGUCCGUGCCGUCUGCCAGGAUAAUAUCCGGCUGAUGGUGUCGGGGUCCGCAGCCCUCCCUGUGCCGGUCCUGGAGAGGUGGAAGAGCAUCACCGGCCACACGCUGUUGGAGAGGUACGGGAUGACGGAGAUCGGCAUGGCGCUCUCCAACCCGUUGCACGGCACCCGUGUCCCAGGGUCUGUGGGGAUUCCGCUGCCAGGUGUGACGGUGUGCAUUGCUACAGAGAGCUCGCAAAGGGAUGGCCCUUCCUACACCAUCCAUGCUGAAGGGGAUGAACACGGCACACAGGUGACCCCAGGUCUGGGCAACAAAGAAGGGGAGCUCUUGGUGAAAGGCCCAGCGGUAUUUCAGGAAUACUGGAACAGACCAACGGAGACCAGGGACGCCUUUACGCCUGAUGGCUGGUUCAAAACAGGUGACACGGCUGUGUAUAAGGAGGGUACUUACUGGAUCAGGGGCCGAACCUCUGUGGACAUCAUCAAAAGUGGGGGCUACAAGAUCAGCGCCCUGGAAGUCGAGCGCCACCUGCUGGCCCACCCCAGUAUUUCUGAUGUGGCUGUGAUUGGCGCCCCAGACAUGACAUGGGGUCAGAAAAUCAGUGCUGUGGUGGAGCUCCACGAGGGUCAGACGCUCUCUCUCCAGGACCUGAAGCACUGGGCAAGGGAGAGCAUGGCACCCUACACCGUCCCCUCUGAGCUGAUCCUGGUCGAGAAGAUCCCACGCAACCAGAUGGGCAAAGUGGACAAGAAGCAGCUCUUCAAGACUCUCUACUCCGCCUAGCGAGGGCAGCAGCAUCCCGUGGGAGCGGAGAGGGAGGAGGCUUCUCAGCAGCACCCUUGCACGAGGGCCCACGUGUGAUCAGACGUGCAAAGCGUGCACGUGGACGGUCCCCUUUCCAGCGCCCCCCUGCUCACUUGUGUGUAUAUUCUCAUCAUGUGUAAGCUUGGACACGGUCUGUGAUUUUAUUUUUGUAUUUUUAAACUCUGCAAAUCAAAGUCUUAUUUAAAAAAAAAACACACACAGCUUCCUUC
Messenger RNA from Hemicordylus capensis (graceful crag lizard), 2157 nucleotides. It is a transcript of the gene ACSF3, whose product is annotated as acyl-CoA synthetase family member 3. Gene Ontology annotation, molecular function: medium-chain fatty acid-CoA ligase activity. The transcript is spliced from 10 exons. NCBI's taxonomy places the organism in Eukaryota, Metazoa, Chordata, Lepidosauria, Squamata, Cordylidae. Gene Ontology annotation, biological process: fatty acid metabolic process. The record is from RefSeq and is a predicted model, not a curated record. Bases 146 to 1906 code for a protein of 586 amino acids.